CAAAGUUCUUGAGUUUCUUUGUAAUAAAAAACAAUGAACAGAUCGGUUGCUUUCUCCGCGUUACUUUUGAUCCUCUUUGUGCUCACCAUCUCUGAUAUCGCAAGUGUGAGAGGACAACGAUGUAGGAGAGUUAGCAAGACAUGGGCAGGCCCAUGCCGUUAUGACGGCUGCAACAAGCAAUGUAGAUCAUGGGAGACUGCAGCUGGUGGAGCUUGUCGGACGGGUACGUGUCUUUGCUACUACAACUGUUCAAAGGCUGAAAAACUCGCUCAAGACAAGCUUAAUGCCCAAAAUCUUGAUCGCGAUGCCAAGAAAGCUGUUCUGAAUGUUGAGCAUCCAUGAAAGGGUCGGUUUCUUUAAAUAGAUACUCUAAUAACACAAGUGGGAAUAAAAGUAGAAAGUGUAUGCUAAUCGAAACGUUAUGAACUUGUGUAAUAAAUGGAAUAAAUAUGAUAACAAGUUACUUAAAUUAGAAAUGAA
Helianthus annuus (common sunflower) is the source of this 480-nucleotide messenger RNA. RefSeq names its product defensin-like protein 19. Bases 34 to 342 code for a protein of 102 amino acids. Gene Ontology annotation, biological process: defense response. The record is from RefSeq and is a predicted model, not a curated record. NCBI's taxonomy places the organism in Eukaryota, Viridiplantae, Streptophyta, Magnoliopsida, Asterales, Asteraceae. The transcript is spliced from 2 exons.